AUGAGGCACGAGAGCCGGCCCGAGGAACACCCAAAGAAGGAGAACGAAGUUGACCCUAAGCUGCAGAGGAUCAGCUCAGCUGCCGAUCAGUGUGUACGAAUGACAUCAGCUAGGAGGCUGGGACUGGUCAGAAUGGUGUAUUUUCCUUAUGGUAUUAAAGUGAUGGUGGUGGCUGUGGCACUGGAGAGAACCACUUCUGUAGUCAACGGGAAAGUUGGUGAAUCUGAGCAGGUGGGCGUGAUGCUGGGUCAGGAAGUGGAGGAGGUGGGUCAGGAGAUGCAGCAGGUGGGCGUGAAGAUGAGUCAGUUGGUGGAGCGCCAUCUCAACAGCUGUCACCUGGUGAUCAUCACCAAUGCAUAUCACUCUCAUGUCACCUCCACAAUUGUCAGGCACAUCGCUAUGGACUUGCAGUCAAGCAUUAUCGUGGACGUAGAGUCAAUCGUCUCCAAUGAUCUUCAACCCGAAAUGGAUUACCAGGAGCACGAGUCUUUUGCACCACCAAUCAAUCCACCAUUUUGGAAGCAGACAUCACAAAGCCAAGCAACCGAGAAUCAUCCACAUCGCCCCCAAGCAGCACAGGAGGAGCUCGCACGAGACAACCUCCUCCAGGGGCUGUGGGGGGACUCAAGAACCACCUGCCGGGGUCUUAUUCUCGACCUCACCUCCAGCAGCAACACCACUCAUCUCGCCCUCAGACUUAUCUACUAUAUUGCAGAUCCUCUCCAGCCAGUUCCACCCACGCGACUGGCGUGCUAA
Messenger RNA from Procambarus clarkii (red swamp crayfish), 756 nucleotides. RefSeq lists its product as uncharacterized. Lineage: Eukaryota; Metazoa; Arthropoda; Malacostraca; Decapoda; Cambaridae. The record is from RefSeq and is a predicted model, not a curated record.